Sinocyclocheilus anshuiensis is the source of this 1593-nucleotide messenger RNA. RefSeq names its product clustered mitochondria protein homolog. Gene Ontology annotation, molecular function: mRNA binding; protein binding. The record is from RefSeq and is a predicted model, not a curated record. Lineage: Eukaryota; Metazoa; Chordata; Actinopteri; Cypriniformes; Cyprinidae. The transcript has 10 exons. Gene Ontology annotation, cellular component: cytoplasm. The coding region runs from base 6 to 1418 and encodes 470 amino acids. Gene Ontology annotation, biological process: intracellular distribution of mitochondria; organelle organization.
GAGAGAUGUGCUUGAAGACUGGCAUUCAGCUCCGUCUCAGAGAAUACAUUCUUGACAACCGUAACAAAGUGCCAAUCUCUCCUGAAGACGUGCUCAACAUCCUGCCCGUCGUCAAGCACAUAACCACAACAACCACCGACGCCACCCGGAUGUUCAAGGUGGCUCAGAACAGUCUUCAGAAAGGGUUACUGGAGCAGGCGUACGAGCAGCUGAAAGAAGCGACGUACCUCUUCGGUCGCGUGUGCGAUGACCUUCACCCUGAAGCCUGCCAUUGUCUUAGUCAGCUGGCAAAAGUGGCCUAUGUACAGGGUCAUCCUGCUGAGGCUCGUAGCGUGCAGCUGAGGGUUGUGGUCAUCAGCGAAAGGGUUCUGGGUUUCGAUCAUCCCAACACCAUUCAGCAAUACGUGUUGUUGGCAGUGUAUCUGUUAGCUGGAGGCGAAACCACUCUGGCUCAGCGCUGCCUGUAUCGUGCCAAAGUUCUUCUGCUGACGGUUCACGGAGCAGAUCAUCCUUACACUGCAGUCAUUGAUGCUUCUCUGGGAUUGGUUCUUCAGGGAGAGCAGGCAUUACAGUAUCUACAGACCGCACUGAAACUCAACAGCUCCUUCAGAGGAGACACAGACCUGACGACAGCUCUGAUGCACCAUCUGCUGGCUCAGAGACUGUGUGUGGCUGGAGACUACAGAGGAGGCAUGAAUCAUGAAAAAGAAGCUCACAGCAUCUUCCAGAGCAAGUGCGGAGAAGAUCAUCCUCAAACCAAAUGCAGCUCUGACUUCCUGAGGAACAUUACCCAGCAGGCCGUACGUGUCGAACGGUCAAUUCGUCAGGGAGGCGCGGAGCUUUGUGAUGCACCACCUGAGGGUUUGGUUCCCUCUCAGGACACCACGCUGGAGCAGCUCGCUCUGGUCAAUGGCAUACUGAAGACUUCAUACAGCACAAGAAUGAUGGAGUUCAAAGAGAAGCUGAAAGAGAGGAAAGCAGCAGAAGAGGCGGAAAAGGCUAAACUGGAGAACUCUGAAUCGACCAAUGAGAACAAAGCUUCAGAGCUGCAGACCAAUAAUGGAGAGGUUACUGAGGAGACCACAGCGAAUGCGGAACAGACGCAAGAGGCCACAGACGCAAAUGCAGAAAGUCAGUCAUCGGAAACUGACUCUUCUGAGAAACCAGACCACUCUAAAAUAAACGGCCAGAUCGAGUCCCAUCUGCAUAAUGGAGAUUGUGCCACAAAAAACAAAAGUGAGGAGGAGGAACAACAGUCAAACAUCACUAACGGUGUCUCCACUGAGAGCCAAUCAAAGUCAAGCAAUAUUAUGACAUCAGUAAAUGAAGAACAGUCAGAAUCAGCAGUGGUGAGUGGAAAAGAGUGUGUUGUGAAGGAAGAUUCAGGUGAUUCUGAGAAGCAGGUUGAGACAGAGUGAGUGAGAUACAGUAUGAUGGGAUUGAUCCAGUGUUUGACACAUGACCAUCUCAAUUCAGUGUCUUUUUUAAUAACACAAGAGAGAAGAUGAAGCCAAAAAAUGACAAUAUCUUGAAGACAAAGUUUUGAAGUCAUUAAAAUGUUUGACUAAAUAAAGGUUCAUUUCUGUGAGUGAA